AUGACGGUAGUGAUAGGGUUCAAUGUUUUGUGGAUAAGAAUCAGGGGGAAGGUCAAGGCAGAUAUCAUGGUGGGAGUCUGUUAUAGACCACCCAACCAGGAUGAAGAAGCAGAUGAAAUAUUUUACAAGCAUCUGAGAGAAGUCUUAGAAUCACUAGCCCUUGUUCUCAUGGUGGACUUCAACUUACCAGAUGUCUGCUGGAAAUACAAUACGGCAGAGAGGAAGCAGUCCAAGAGGUUCUUAGAGUGUGUGGAAGAUAACUUCCUGACACAGCUGGUGAGUGAGCCAACUAGGGAACAGGCCUCACUGAACCUGUUGUUUGCGAACAGAGAAGGACUUGUGGGUGAUGUGAUGGUUGCAAGCUGUCUUGGCCAUAAUGAUCACAAAAUUAUAGAGUUUUUGAUUCUUGGAGAACUGCACUCCAAUUCCGACAAAGGUGAUGGAUCAGUCAAAUAUAUUCUUACUGGAGAAGGGGCGGGGACUAUAUUUAUUAUUGAUGACACGACUGGAGACAUCCACUCAACCAAAAGCCUAGAUCGAGAGCAGAAGACGCACUAUGUGCUUCAUGCCCAAGCUAUUGAUAGACGGACAAACAAGCCACUCGAGCCUGAAUCUGAAUUUAUUAUCAAAGUGCAGGAUAUCAACGACAAUGCACCAAAAUUUACAGAUGGACCAUACAUUGUUACUGUGCCAGAGAUGUCUGAAAUGGGUACAUCUGUUCUACAGGUGACAGCCACAGAUGCAGAUGACCCUACAUAUGGAAACAGUGCCAGAGUAGUGUACAGUAUUCUUCAGGGACAGCCAUAUUUCUCUGUUGACCCUAAAACAG
Molecule: messenger RNA, 829 nt
Organism: Tauraco erythrolophus (red-crested turaco)
Lineage: Eukaryota; Metazoa; Chordata; Aves; Musophagiformes; Musophagidae
Source: RefSeq, a predicted model, not a curated record